AUGUGGCCCCGUGGACUCGUCGUCGGGGCGUUUUCGGCCCUCGCCCUCACAGGCAGUCAUGCUCUCAACCUUCGUCGAUGCGACACACCAUCAUCUUCUGCCAUCGAAGAUCCGGUAACCACUACUUCGGCCGAGCCCACUCCUACAGCUCCGGUCUGCUCCAACCUGGUCGGCAAUCCUAGCUUCGAAGAUGGAAACAACGAUUGGGAGUUUUACACCGCUAUCGUCACGGCGAAUGAUCCAUCUGUUGCCGUUACCGCCCAGGAUGGAGACCACUACGUGCUAAUGAAGAUUUUCCGGUGGGCUACAUGGGGCUAUGUCGCUCAAACCGUUUCCUCCAUGGAAGUCGGCAAGUCCUACAAGAUGAAAUUCCACUACGGCCUAGGUCUCGUCCAGCAGGUCAACGUGGCCGGCUGCAAGCUCUCCGUCAAGCUGAACUGGGCCAUAGUCGGCUCCGAAAUAACCCUCGCAUACCAAACGCCCGGCGAGUACCACGAGGUGGUGCGCACGCUUGUUCCGACGGUCGCAAACCCCUUGGUGCAUAUCUAUCUUGCGUGCAACGCUGCGAGCCCGGCGGACGUCGACGUCCUCUUGGACAACAUUUCCAUCGUCGAGGAUCCUUGCGUCGAGGAGCCUGCUCCCACCGAAACGCCGACUGCGCCUGCUGAGCCCGUUUGCACGAACCGCAUCGCCAAUCCCAGUUUCGAGAAUGGGGCGGACGAUUGGACUGUUCCUUAUGGCAUUAUCCAGGGUACUUCUGGCUCCAUGACCGCUCAGGACCAAAGCAAAUACUUAUACCUCACCCUGCCAAGCGGCUUUACCACGACUUUUAGCCAAGGUCUGCCCGACGUAGAAGUUGGCCAGACAUACACUCUAGGUCUUCAUUAUGCUCUCGGUUCUUUCCAGGCCUUCGUCGCCGAACAAUGCUAUUUCUCCAUCUCCCUCGACGGCGUGCAGCUGGGAGAUACGGUUUAUCCUACUCCAGGGCCUGUUUCCCAGUGGGAGCUGGUGGAGAGAACCUUUACAGUCGCGAAUUCUUCGCCCGUACUACGGGUCACGUCCUCGUGCAACCAAGGCCAGGCCGGGUUUAUGAUGGAUGGAUUCUCUCUCGUCGACUCCGCUUGUCUUUAA
Molecule: messenger RNA, 1131 nt
Organism: Scedosporium apiospermum
Lineage: Eukaryota; Fungi; Ascomycota; Sordariomycetes; Microascales; Microascaceae
Exons: 3
Coding region: 1-1131 (376 amino acids)
Source: RefSeq, a predicted model, not a curated record